AUGCAAACGAACGAGCGCGCAAAUUUGAAAACCGUUCACAAAAUGGAGGAAGGUUUGACAACACCUUCAACAUCCGCUACAAGUUCUACAAGGGUGGGAAAAUUUACUCCUCUUAGUGCUAGGAACAGAAAUUCCAAGUCCGCUCGAUCUCCUUGGCUUUCAAGAAGGCAUACACCAUACGUGAAAACACCAAAAACGGGCCGUGCUUCCCGAAGCCAUCCAGACGGUGACGGCGGAUUGACAGAAAACCUUCGAUCGAAAACUGCAUCGACCGAAAUCGAAAGAAGAACAUCAACUCUUAAGGAUUCCAGUGGAUCCCCUAAUUUACUACCAAGCAAUGCGCACGUUGUUGAACAGAUAAGAGAUCCAGUUCGAGAAAUUGUAGGUAAAACACUGCGGGUUCAUCAGGCUUCGCCACUUCACAACUUUGAUCAGAAGAACAAGAGUUCUCUUGAAACCUAUGGGAAUCAGCUGUCAGCUUUUCUACAAUUGGAAACAGAAAAACAACUUUUAGUUGAUGAAGAUGGAAACGUCGAAGAAAGAAAAUUCAAAGUGCAAUUCUCUGUUCAUAAAGAUAUUUCAGCUGAAGGCUCAAAAUUUUCAGCUGUGAAAAUAAUCGUCUGCAGUACUGACAGUCUACGGCUACAGCCUGUGGGGGAAGUAGAACCGCUUGUUCCGAUUUUGACAACUCUGUUUUGCUCUGUGGGAAGCGAGGAAGAGGAGGACGCAAGACUUCAAGAACACUUUACCUGUCUACCUAUAUGCCUCAUCAACGGGCCUGUUAAUAUCUCUAAAAAUUUGAUCAGUUGGUGUCAAAGCCAGUUUGAUUGUAGAAUUACUCCAAUGACUUUUUCAUCAGUCGAACUCGGUUGGUAUUUCUCGCUAUGGGCUGGCAUGUCUUCGCCCGAGAGAUCUCCGACAAUCGAACUUUGCUAUGAUGCAUCUUCCGUGGCAGGUCUUCGAAGAAUCCUUUACAGCAUCGAAGGGAAGGAUGCCAAACAACUCUGGGACAUUGUCCACAUGAGUGACUCGUCUAUUUUUACUGAAGAAGAAUCCGUGAUGUUUCUAGAAGCAUUGAAGAAGCAUUUUUAUCAUCAUUUCAGAAUCAAUUUGGAAGGACUACCUUUAACAAGAGUGAGAACAGCUGUGGCUUUCAUUGCAUGCGAGGGGAAGCUUAAAAUUGUGCAUCCUCGCUUUGCUGACCACAUCCUAGAGCAGCUGACAAGAGCAGCGUUAACUAAGGAAUUUUACGGAAGAUUGAGAUAA
Pocillopora meandrina is the source of this 1266-nucleotide messenger RNA. The record is from the annotation of a GenBank genome assembly. Lineage: Eukaryota; Metazoa; Cnidaria; Anthozoa; Scleractinia; Pocilloporidae.